CAGUCUCAACCUGGCUGAACCUGUCUGAAACAGCUGGCUGGGAUGAACCUCACCAUCGCUGACCUUAGUGAGGUGGAUAAAGACUUCAUCCCUGGCCUGAUGUACAUCAGAGACAACGAGGCCACGACUGAGGAGUUUGAGGGCAUGACUCUCCCCUUCACGGUCCCUAACGCCAGCGGACAGGACAUUCAGCUCAGCUCUAAAUACUCCCACAUCACCCUGGAGAACAGGGCGGAGUAUGUCCGCCUCGCCAUCAACUACAGGCUCCAUGAGUUGUGAUGAGCAGGUGCAGCUGUGAAGGGAAG
Molecule: messenger RNA, 305 nt
Organism: Salvelinus sp. IW2-2015
Lineage: Eukaryota; Metazoa; Chordata; Actinopteri; Salmoniformes; Salmonidae
Product: E3 ubiquitin-protein ligase HERC2-like
Molecular function (GO): ubiquitin-protein transferase activity
Source: RefSeq, a predicted model, not a curated record